Messenger RNA from Sparassis crispa, 426 nucleotides. RefSeq lists its product as hypothetical. The record is from RefSeq and is a predicted model, not a curated record. Lineage: Eukaryota; Fungi; Basidiomycota; Agaricomycetes; Polyporales; Sparassidaceae. The transcript is spliced from 3 exons. Bases 1 to 426 code for a protein of 141 amino acids.
AUGCCUCUGGAUAUCGACCCCAACUAUGUUCUGCAGGCCGGGCGACUGACGGCCAUUGUUGCAGCGGCGCCUCGCCAGGACGACCCUCGCUAUCCGGACUGGGAGGCGAGGAUUUACCUCGAAGUGAGUCAGCUUGAAAAGAGUUUCCCGCAGCCCUUGAAGUCGUUGAGGAUGCCUGGGAUCGUCAUCAGCGCGUUGCUGGAAUUCACCCGGGCAUACCAGCAGAAGGCCCUGGCACGGCUGGACCACAUAUCGAACGACGAUGAGAGGAUAUACAAGAGGUACCCUCUGGCUGUGCGCGAGUAUGGGGAGUGUGAGGACCUGGGAAGGCAGUGGUGGACUGAAGAUCCAUAUUGCAAGCUGCCACCGGUGAAGAGUACGCCAGCAGAGGGCUGGGGCAAUGUGCCAGCCGAUGACGACACCUAG